This is a messenger RNA of Phlebotomus papatasi, 4459 nucleotides long. RefSeq names its product protein xmas (gene xmas). Bases 62 to 4435 code for a protein of 1457 amino acids. Gene Ontology annotation, cellular component: transcription export complex 2; nucleus; cytoplasm. The transcript has 4 exons. Gene Ontology annotation, molecular function: nucleic acid binding. NCBI's taxonomy places the organism in Eukaryota, Metazoa, Arthropoda, Insecta, Diptera, Psychodidae. The record is from RefSeq and is a predicted model, not a curated record. Gene Ontology annotation, biological process: mRNA export from nucleus.
AUCAAUUUUCCUCGUGAAACUUUCUUCUUCCCGCCAAUGAGAGAUUUUUGGCGCCAAGUAGAUGGUGCUGAUGUCGUCAAACGCCGCUGUUUCACAUAACCUCACUUUUGUGGAAAUUGUCUGUUUAACAAUGUCAGACCAUAGUUCAGACUACCAACUAUCAGACGAUGCUGUAAACUACAAGUCAAUCAGCUGCGAACAAAUUCCCGAACAAUUCCUGGACAAGACGAUUGCCAAGGAGCAUUUUGGUCAAUUUGGACCCAUUAGGAGGUUUAUCCUGAGACCAAAGAGAUUUGCUUGCCAAGUGGACUAUGAGACGACAGAUGCAGCAGAAAAUGCAUUGAUGGAUGGCGGAGUGUUCAAUAAUCAUGAAUUCAGGAUAUUUUUCACCCCGAAAGAAGCCCCAAAGUCCAAGCUACUCGAUGAAUAUGUUGAUCCGGACGUGCAGGCUGAACUGGAAGCCAUGGGAACUGUGCCAAUGGCAAAGAUUUCCUCACCAAGGCAGAGUAUUUCAGAAGUUCUCAGGGAUAAAAUUGAGAGAAGAACGAAGUUUGGGCAAAAGGCUGAUCCGGGAGUUAAAGUAGCACCAGCAUCGGCUCUUCCGGCUGUCAAUCCAACGACAAGAGCAGAAAUUGAGGCAGUUCUGAGGAAACCGGCUUUCACUCCAGAAGAAAGAUAUCGCGUGCUAGAUGCUAGGGAUAAACUGAUGAGACUGUCAAUGACCAAGACGUUGGAUAUCAAAAAGGCAGAAGCUACAAAGGGAAUAUGUCCGGAUAUGUGUCCGGAAAAGGAGAGAUUGAUGCGUCAGGCUAAAAAACAAGUGGCGUCCUUUGAGAUGGAUCAACGGGGAAAUUUGAAGCAUCAUUUGGCUGUUAAGCAGUAUUCAAGGAGUUCGGCUGAUCAGGAAUCAGCCUUGCCCCAUGAAUUGCGUCCAGAGCCAGUACUUCGGAUGACAAUGAACUAUCUUCUGCACAAUAUUGUGAAUUUGUGUGAUGUGGCUGAAACUAAUAUGUCAGAUUGGUUUCACUUUCUGUGGGAUCGUACGCGGAGUAUUCGGAAGGAUAUAACACAACAGGAACUCUGUAGUCAGGAUUCAGUUGUACUUGUUGAGCAAUGUGCACGAUUUCACAUUCACUGUUCAGCCAGAUUAAUUGCUGAAGAUCCAUCGGUUUUUGAUCAAAAGAUAAAUACUGAGAAUCUCACAAAAUGCCUGCAAUCGUUGAAGUACAUGUACCAUGAUUUGGCUCUUAAAGGGGAAAUGUGUCCGAAUGAGGCAGAAUUUCGGGGAUAUAUUAUAUUGCUGAAUCUCCAGGAUAGUAAUUUUUUGUGGGAGAUUAAGCAAUUGCCGGAGAGUGUACAGAGAUCGGAAGAAGUGAGAUUUGCCAUUGAGGUUUUUCUGGCCAUGGAAAGCAACAAUUAUGUGAAAUUUUUCCAAUUGGUCAGGAAGACGAGUUACAUGAAUGCCUGUAUCCUCUUGAGGUAUUUUAUACAGGUGCGAGCUAGGGCUCUGGAAGUUAUUGUGAAGGCGUAUACGGUUAGGGGACCAGUGGUAUUUUCAUUGAGGCAUUUGAUGUACAUUCUGGCUUUUGAGGAUGCUGAGAGUACAGUACAAUUUGCUGAAUACUAUGGAUUGCAAUCAUCUCAGGAUGAUGAUGAGGUGAUAUUGAAUAAGAAUAGUUUCUAUCAUCCGGAUAUGCCAUUUCUCCUGGACAGAGCAAUCAAUGUGGUUGAGCAUAAGAGAAUUUGUUCUGUGGGCGAAGCUAUAAGUAAGAGUGCUCUGGAACCGAGGGAAUCCUUUGAGAAGCAUCAGCCACAUGAUAGUUUCGAUGAGAAGGGAUUUCUCACGGAAGAUGCCUGGGCAGCAUUGGAUAUUGCCAAGAAGCCCAAAGUGAUGAGAGAUGAGAUAGAUACAACAAUGGAUAAUAUUUUCAAAAUUCCCUCAGGAUCUCCACCAAUUUCACCCAAAAAUGCCAAUUCAGCUUUUAGUAGGACUUCCUUUGCACCUUUUCAGCCACGCGUGGACUCUCCCAAAUUUUCUCUUGCCCAGAAAAUUCAUCAGGAAGAGACAACACCACCGAGAUUUCAAUUGCAGGAACCUAAGAGUGUUUUUGCAUCUCUCAUCCCGAUUUCCAGUUCACCAGCUUCUCCAGGAACUGGCCAGGUGAAGCCGAUUCAGAGGACUCAACCAUUUUCGCUGAAUUUCAAGGCAGCAUCUGACAUUCGAGCUCCGAUUUCUAAUAUUUUUGGAGGAGCAGCUAGUGCUUUUACUUCCGUGGCUAGUCAUCCUCCUCCAGAUGGAUUCUUCGGGGCUGGGGCGAAGAAGGCACAGGCCGAGGAGCAGGAGCGAUUGAUGAAGCGAGAGCAGGAAGAGAAGGAACGGAAAAGGAAGGAACGAGAGGAAGAAUUGAGGAAGAUGAAGGAAGAAGAAGAGGAAUUGCGUGUUCAACGGGCAAAACUUGAGGAACAAGUGAUGAAAGCGAGAAAAAUUGAUAGAACUUCCAAGGAAACUUUCGAUGAAAUCCUCCAGGAAGUUGCUGCAGAAGAAUGUGAAAAGGCAGCAGAGGAAGAAAUUGAACUCUACCAAGUCAUUCAGGAGAAUAUUGAGGAAGUUUCUCAGCAGAUUAUUGAGGAAGUGACUGAUGAAUUGGCCGAGAGGAUUGUCUGUGAGGAAUAUAUUGUCAAAAGGAGCCUUCUGGUCAGAGAUAUCAGGAAAUUGUCCAAGUGUUUCAAUGCUUGGAGGCAAUUUACCCUAGAGAAAAUUAACAGGAGAAAUAUCAUCAAUAAUACGCCCAUUUGGCUGCCAACAGAAUCCCUGGAGAAGCAAGUUGAGAAUUUUAGGCAUCCUCAUCAGGAUGCAACAAUUGAAUUGCGUUCCAGGUACUUGAGGGGCAUUCCGGAUGAAUUAAAUCUCAGUCGAAAGCCGACAAAUGCCAUUGAUAUUUUUGGUGAGAUUGGUCAAAUGGUCCUUGGGAGAGUGAGAAAGGUCAAGGAGCGAGGCAUUCUCAGAUCUCAUCACUAUUGGAAAGUCCUAGUGUCCAUUCCGGAUGAAGGAGAGGAAACUGUUGGAUUCACCGGGUACAUCAGUAAGUGGCUUGAGGAGAUUUUUCAGAGGACAAUUGACAGAAAAGACAAGAAUAUUCUGUUUCUCGAACAGAAUCACGUGAAGAAUUGUCAGGAGAUUCUGGCAGUUUCAGUGGAAACUAUCCGGGGGAUUGGUCAUUUCAGAGAAAAUGGGAAGAAAUUCGAUGUUAGUCGAGACACAUUUCAUGGAAUUGUGUUUAUACUAACUGUUGGGAAUUUCGAAAAUUCCCGGAAAAGACUUUCGAAACUUUUAAGCACAAAUCCUGAGAUUCCUGUCUCUAUAAUAGUCUACAAUGGACAUUCAGUGACACCUGAGGAUGUCAAAUCCAUCUUGAAAGUCAAUUCUGCCUUCAAUCUUCUGAAGAUUUAUGACGAGAAUCGUCGAAAAUGCAAAGAAUCUCUGGGAAAAAUUUUCGAAGAUGGCUUAAAAUUCUGCGCUGAAAAUUACAAUUACAGCCAAAAUUUGGAAAUGGGAAGGACUUGGGUGAUUCUAGAUGAGACUCUGGGUAGUGUCUUGUGGAGGCGUCUUCAUCUUUCAGCUCAGAUUAAUCCCAAAUUGUCUGCAAUUUCGCACAAUAUCAAUUUUGUCAUUACACUGUACAACAAUGCAGUGAAGGCGAUCAGGAGAUUUGCUAAGGAAGAUACAUUUGAGGAUUAUCCGGAUUUCCCAGAAGAAUUUCGACAAUUUGUCCCAGCACAUCUUGGAGAGAGUUUUAUCACGUGUGAAAAUUUCCCAAAAGACUGGCGGAAUAGGAAUCGCCUAAGGAUUCUCUAUGAUUUUCUCUCAAAGCUCAUCCUUCCGCCUUUUACCUUCUCCGGCAAGGUUUUCAAUUCCAGGGACAUUGAGAGAGAACUGAGAAAGUAUUUGGGGGAAUUUUUGCUUCCAGAGAGUCUCAAUAGGGUCACGUAUGGGAUUAUGGAGCCAAUUCUAGCGACAGAGAUUAAUGAAAGUAUCUCUUGGUUGCGUCCAAUUGAAGUGAUUGCCCUGGAGAGACUGACCAUGGGCUUCAGGGAGACGCAAUUGCCCCAAGAGAUGGUGUAUGAGCGUGCUAGUUUGGAAGAUUACAGAACACGUCCCUGGUGGUUGACUGAUGAUCUCCUGGGAGGAGUUUCAGUGGAACUGGACGAAGAGCCUGAAAUGAAGAAGCGAAAGCAAGAACAACCUUUGAAUCUCGAUGAUGUUCUCCAAGCAGCAGAUCAAUCAAUCAAGAAGGCCAAUGAAAAGCUACAAAAAUGUCAGACAAUUGUUUCAGCUUCCUGUGCAAUUUCCCGGGAGUUGGACACGAAGCUGAUGAAGCAGGAGGAGAACAAUAGGCAAAUAAAUCGGAUUUUGCGCGAGAGAUUCUCUCAGUAAAAUAAAGACAAUCAAUGUAAUUAU